AUGGCUGAUCAACGUGGUACAUUUGCUUCUGACAAUGACAAUGGUACGAUGAUGAUGAGCAGCAUCCCACAUAUGACAUCUAUACCCCCUUCUGAUCAUGUCUUUAAAACAUGGACCUCUCCUAACGUGACACUCAAUGUGUGUGGCAAUGAUGCACCCAUUAACGUUUGCUGUUCUAAGAAGUUUGGUGUCUUAGCUGCCAUUUGCUCUGUGCUGGAGAAGUACAAAAUUGAUGUGCUAUCUGCUCAUGUGUCAUCAGAUCAUAAUAGGAGCAUGUACAUGAUCCAUGCCCGUGUGAUAGCAGGUGGAUAUGAAGGUCAAUUUUCAGUAGAAGAGAUUUACAAGGAAGCCGCAACAGAGAUUAUAGGAGUUUGUGGGUAA
Messenger RNA from Ipomoea nil (Japanese morning glory), 381 nucleotides. Its product is annotated as transcription factor bHLH95-like. The transcript is spliced from 2 exons. Gene Ontology annotation, biological process: regulation of DNA-templated transcription; endosperm development. NCBI's taxonomy places the organism in Eukaryota, Viridiplantae, Streptophyta, Magnoliopsida, Solanales, Convolvulaceae. Bases 1 to 381 code for a protein of 126 amino acids. The record is from RefSeq and is a predicted model, not a curated record. Gene Ontology annotation, molecular function: DNA-binding transcription factor activity.